Molecule: messenger RNA, 1020 nt
Organism: Closterium sp. Naga37s-1
Lineage: Eukaryota; Viridiplantae; Streptophyta; Zygnematophyceae; Desmidiales; Closteriaceae
Source: the annotation of a GenBank genome assembly
AUGCGGAGCCUGUCUCCAUGCAUGAGCCGCAUGCGCCACCCCACCCACACCUCCGCCAGCGCCGCCGCAAUACUGAAACUGGGCGCGUUCUUUCCGUCCGCCUUCCGCCUCCCACUGCUCUUUUCCCCCUUCCUUCUCAUUCAACUCCCCCCCCCAAAUUCACCCCCCUUCCCCUCCAUACCCGCCUUUCUUCCUCCCCUUUCCCCUUCCCCCCCCUCCCCCCCCCCCCCCAACACCCUCCCCGCGAUAUUUCUCCCCCUGCUCUGGAAAGUCACGUGUCCCCUCGGGAUUUGGUGCGCCACCUCGCUGCUGCCUAAGGCAGCGCAGGCACUCGCGCGCACGACCACCGCUUCCGCGCCGAUCCGCCCCGCGCUCGCCGCAUCCACCCCCAUCUCCGCACACACCCCCACGCUCCCCAUCCCCCUCCACACCGCCUUCCUCCUUCCUGCAUCCGCCCGCGCGAUCGCCACUUCCGCACCCACCUCCGCGUCCGCCUCCGCUUCCGCCUCCGCCUCCCCUUCCGGCGCCGCCGCGCCCGCGGCGGGCGGAUCCGCGGUGGAUUACGUGGUGGCGAAGGUGGACGAUCUGAUGAACUGGGCUCGCACGAGCUCCAUGUGGCCCAUGACGUUCGGCCUCGCGUGCUGCGCCGUCGAGAUGAUGCACGCCGGCGCCGCGCGCUACGACCUGGAUCGCUUCGGGAUCAUCUUCCGGCCCAGCCCGCGCCAGUCGGAUGUUAUGAUCGUCGCGGGGACGCUGACCAAUAAGAUGGCUCCGGCGCUCCGCAAGGUGUACGAUCAGAUGCCAGAGCCACGGUGGGUGGUGUCGAUGGGCAGCUGUGCCAACGGCGGCGGGUACUACCACUACUCGUACUCCGUGGUGCGCGGCUGCGACCGCAUCGUGCCUGUUGACAUCUACGUGCCCGGCUGCCCGCCCACCGCAGAGGCGCUGCUGUACGGGCUGCUGCAGCUGCAGAAGAAGAUCCACCGCCGCCGUGAUGUUAGCCUCUGGUGGCGCAAGUAG